AUACAAUGGGGAAGGUUACAUGUUUGUUAACCUUAUCCGGACAUCUGAUUGCGAUGUGAAUUGAUUAUUAUGAAUGCUUCUUAUUUUUUUUUCUUUAAAUAUUAAGUUACGAUAUGGAAAUAAAUACAUUAGUCUUAGAUACGUUACAAAGGGCGGUGAGUCAGGAUUCGCGCAUCUUCAAACCGGCGGAACAGAAAUUGCAAGAAUGGGAAACACAACCGGGUUUUUAUUGUCUUCUCAAGGACAUCUUUUGUAAUCAAAAUAUUGACGUAAGUGCAAGACUUAUCGCUGUGCUACUAUGCAAAAAUGGUGUUGACAAGUAUUGGAGACCCAAUGCUCCUAAUGCAUUAACCGAAGAAGAAAAAACAGCUAUAAAAACAAGUAUUAUUUCUAAUUUCCAUGUGGCAGAGAAACAAAUAGCUACUCACCUUGCUGUGUUGAUUGCUAAAAUUGCAAGGCAUGACUGGCCACACAACUGGGAUCAGCUGAUGCCAACGUUGAUGAACGCUGUGAAAAGCGAUGAUCUGGUGACGCAGCAAGUUGCUCUGCUUUGUCUUCAUCAAGUAGUAAAAGUUUUGUCUACCAAACGCCUUCCUGGAGAUCGAAGACUCUUCCAAGAAUUUUCUCCUGCUAUUUUUCCUUACAUUUCUCAGUUGUGGGAUACGCACUCACAAUGUUUUUUUAUUAGGGUAUUAGAAAAUCAAGAUGAAGCUCAUAAACCAUUGGAAAAAGCUUAUUUAUCGUUGAAAAUUUUAGAUAAAUUGACCAUUCAGGGAUUUAAAGCACCUCAUACUGUUAAUGAUGUUAACAAUUUUCUUAAAGCUUUAUUUGAGAGAUGCAAAGCUAUGCUUAGUAUUAGGCCUUCGCUCAAACCUGAUCAUGAAGUUUAUGCCAGUAAAUAUAUAGUCAAGUCUAUUAACAUUUUAGCAAGCCUUUUAGAGCAACAUCCUUUCUCAUUUGUCGAUUAUAUCACGCCAACUCUGGAGUUUACUGUAUUUUAUACGUUUACUCCUUCCGGAGAAGCAUUUAUAUUUGAACGUUUUAUUAUUCAGUGUUUCAAUGUAAUCAAAUCAGUAAUUUUGUGCCAAGAGUUCAAGCCACCGAAAAUAAUAGAAGAAACGAAAGAACCACUGUCAUUGAAAGCGCAUCAGUUAAAACAGGCUUUUUUCAACUCCUCUACUCUUACAGCAAUUUGUAAAAGAUUAGUAACCCAUUAUUUUCUUUUGACACCUCGUGAUCUCGAAUUGUGGGAUACUGAUCCUGAAUCUUUUGCUACUGAUGAGGGAGGAGAAUCUUGGAAAUAUUCUCUGAGGGCAAGCACUGAGGCACUGUUCGCCUCAGUUUUUCAUGAGUAUAGAGAUGCUUUGACCCCUUUUGUGGUAGAACUGGUAAGAGAAAAUCAGUCGCUUGUUGCACCGUACGAUAUUAAUGCUAUUCUUUUGAAAGAUGCGGUUUAUAACGCUGUUGGCAUAGCUGCUUUUGAUUUGUUCGAUGUGAUAAAUUUUAAUGACUGGUUUACUACAUCCCUGCGAGUGGAAUUAGAAGUCCAGGAUAAUAAUUAUAGGAUAAUUAGGAGACGAGUCGCUUGCUUGGUUGGAAUUUGGGCUGGUGUUAAAAUGUCGAGCGAUUUGUAUCCGAAUGUUUAUUCGCUUAUGAUUCAACUUCUCAGAUCUGAGGAGGACAUGGUCGUGAGGUUGACUGCUGCGAAUACAGUCAGAGCAGUUGUCGACGAUUUCGAGUUUAAUUUAGAAUCUUUCAUGGACUUUUUAGAACCAAUGUUUUUAUCCCUUUUCAACCUUUUGAAAGAAGCCCUGGAAUGCGAUACAAAGAUGCGGGUUUUGCAUAUACUGUGUUUCAUCGUUGAAAGGGUUGGUGUCGCAAUCGAACCUUAUUAUAACAGCUUUGUUCAGUACCUUCCACUAUUGUGGCAUGAAACAGAACACCAUAGCAUGCUCAGGUGCGCUGUCGUCGCAACAUUAGUACAUCUAGUCAAAGCAAUAGGUAAAAUCAAUGAAUCAGAAGAUGUUACCAAUUUCAUACUGUCUGUGAUAUCAUUAAGCACUGAUGUUAGGCAAGACUGUCAUGUUUAUUUACUUGAAGACGGGCUCGAAUUGUGGCAAAGUGUUGUCGAGACGACUGCUUACCCGACACCUGGAUUGAUUCAGUUGUUUAGUAAUAUGCCACCUCUUUUAGAAGGCAACACUGAACACUUGCGGCUAUGUAUGAGCAUCAUAUCAGCCUACGUUUUGCUUUCUCCUGAUGACAUUAUUGAGGUUUAUGGACAGACGUUAAUAAACCUUUUUGCUGAUAUGCUGACGGAUAUGAGAACUGAAGGUAUUUUAUUAAUAAUGAGGGUAUUGGAACUGUUUAUGAAAGUUAAUUCGUCAAAAUCCUCAUUACUUUUAAAACCUCUUCUUCCAGAUAUUUUUGGGAACAUACAUAAAGGUGAAGAAUUUCCGAUGGUAAUGUCUGUGUACCUGUCAAUCUUAGCUCGCGUUCUUUUGGCUUCACAAGAAACUUUUAUUGAAAUCAUGAAUAAAGUAAGUGAAACAGUUCGGCAGAGUCCAGAUGAGGUUUUGAACAAAAUGUUGGAGGUAUGGUUACACAAAAUGCCUUUGAUAACUCAGAUGGAAAGGAAGAAACUUUUAGGGCUUGCACUUUGUUCCUUAUUAAUAUCUAACUUCAGGUUUGUUUAUGAAAAGUUCCAUGGCAUUGUGUUAGCAGUUACAGAAGUAUUGAAUGAUAUUACCAGAACUGACGAAGGAGGUUCCAGAAUUGACGCUUUGCUGUAUCUACCAGAUAACGAUGACGCUUCCAGUUAUGAAACAGAGCACGAGCAUAGGAAGAAACAAUUGGCUCUCGAAGAUCCGGUUCACAAAAUUGUAUUAGAAAACUAUUUUAGGAUUCAGAUUGAAGGGCUCAAGAGAGAUGUCGGGCCUGGAGAAUUUGAAAAAUUUGUCGCAACGCUUGAUCCUGAUGUCUUGAAGCAGGCACGAGAAUAUGUUACUUUGUGAUGAUAUUGACUGGAUGACAUGUUUUGUACAUAUAUAAACAUAUAUUUAUAUUUACAUAUAUCCUUAUGUAUACUAUGAGCAUAACUUUAUAUGGUUGCCAUUAAUCUAUUUAGUCGCUAGAUGAACUAAUGAAAGCAAAAAAAAAAAUUUAACAUCUUCAAGAUAUGUAAAUAUGUAGGAGGUCUGAAACAUCUCUGGUUGUGAUAUUGAUGGAUUUUUGUUUAAUCUAAUCACUCUUUUACUGUACAAAUCUUUAUGAAUUCUCUUCUUUUUUUAAAAGUUGUUUGUUGCAUUUAGCUUUAUUAUUUAUUUUAUAAUAUUUUAAUCCUUAAGGAUUAUUCUGACAAUUGUUUUUAAUAUCGUUCCUCGAUAAAUUUUUUUUCUAAAUCUUUUCUUUUUUUUUUUAAUUACUUUUAUGCCAUUUUUUUUUGUUAUAGGUGUAAUAUAUUUUAUAUAAAUUUAUACUGAAUGUAUUUGAAUACGCGAAAUUGUUAAAAUUUACGACUUGCUGGACAAGUAUCUUUUAGUGAAAAUUGUACAAGUCAAAUUAGUCUGAAAAUAAUAAUAUAUAAUAGACUGCUUGUUAUUAUGUAUAUUUUAAUACUUGCAUUGAUUCUCUAUAAUAGCCUUUGCUAUGAAUUUUAUCUUAAAUUAAAUUAAUCACUGAUAUAUUUUUAAAAUUAAUAUUUUAAUUAAAAUGACUCUUUGGUUUUUCAAAUUUGGAAAAAAAUAUUUUUGACUAUUUUAUGUAUUUUUUAUUUUAUUUUUUAAUAGUUGUAUUAUUAAGUUAUUUAAGUUUUUUUAUUUGAAGCAAAAGCUACCAUGAAGGUAUAGAUACAUCAAUGCAUGGUUUCUUGUAUUAUAAAGACCAAAUAAAAACUUGUUAAAUAUCUCACUUUUUAUUUGAUUUAAUAUUAUUUUAACUUUUUAUCAUCGAA
Messenger RNA from Nezara viridula (southern green stink bug), 3952 nucleotides. The record is from the annotation of a GenBank genome assembly. Lineage: Eukaryota; Metazoa; Arthropoda; Insecta; Hemiptera; Pentatomidae.